Molecule: messenger RNA, 6220 nt
Organism: Physeter macrocephalus (sperm whale)
Lineage: Eukaryota; Metazoa; Chordata; Mammalia; Artiodactyla; Physeteridae
Gene: SLC22A4
Product: solute carrier family 22 member 4
Exons: 10
Coding region: 211-1866 (551 amino acids)
Biological process (GO): transmembrane transport; carnitine transport
Cellular component (GO): membrane
Molecular function (GO): ATP binding; quaternary ammonium group transmembrane transporter activity
Source: RefSeq, a predicted model, not a curated record
UGGCUUCCAGCUUGCGUCCAGCUCCCAGGAACCUUCCAACGCCCUCAGCCUGUUUCCUGGGAACGGUGCAGGCCGCACGCCUCGCUUUGCCUCAGCCGGCCUGGCCCGCGAAAACGUUCUGACGCCCCUGGGGAACGCCCUCCAACGCGCGACACUGUCCGGGGAACGCUCUUAUCCCUCGUUGCCAACUGCAGAGCAGCGGCGGGGAGCAUGCAGGACUACGACGAGGUGACGUCCUUCCUGGGCGAGUGGGGCCUUUUCCAGCGCCUCAUCUUCUUCCUGCUCAGCGCCAGCAUCAUCCCCAACGGCUUCAACGGUAUGUCAGUCGUGUUCCUGGCGGGGACCCCGGAGCACCACUGUCGGGUGCCGGACACAGCGAACCUGAGCAGCGUGUGGCGCAACCACAGUCUCCCGCUGCAGCUGCAGGACGGCCGCGAGGUGCCUCACAGCUGCCGCCGCUACCGGCUCGCGACGAUCGUCAACUUCUCGGCGCUCGGGCUGGAGCCGGGGCGCGACGUGGACCUGGAGCAGGUGGAGCAGGAGGGCUGCCUGGAUGGCUGGGAGUUCAACCAGGACAUCUACCUGUCCACCAUCGUGACCGAGUGGAGUCUGGUGUGUGAGGAUGAUUGGAAGACACCCCUUACUACCUCCCUGUUCUUCGUAGGCGUGCUCCUCGGCUCCUUUGUGUCUGGGCAGCUGUCAGACAGGUUUGGCAGAAAGACCAUCCUCUUCACAACCAUGGCUGUGCAGACUAGCUUCAGUUUCCUGCAGAUUUUUUCCAUCAGCUGGGAGAUGUUCACCAUGUUAUUUGUCAUCGUCGGCAUGGGCCAGAUCUCCAACUAUGUGGUGGCCUUCAUACUAGGAACAGAAAUUCUUGGCAAGUCAGUUCGUAUUAUAUUCUCUACGUUAGGCGUGUGCACAUUUUUUGCAGUUGGCUACAUGCUGCUGCCGCUGUUUGCUUACUUCAUCAGAGACUGGCGGAUGCUUCUGCUGGCGCUGACGGUGCCGGGGGUGCUGUGCUUCCCGCUGUGGUGGUUUAUUCCUGAAUCUCCCCGGUGGCUGAUAGCCCAAAGAAGAUUUAGAGAAGCUGAAGAUAUCAUCCAAAAAGCUGCAAAAAUGAACAAUGUAGCUGCCCCAGUGGUGGUUUUUGAUCCUGUGGAGGAGCUAACCCCCGUGAAGCAGCAGAAAGUUUUCAUUCUGGACCUGUUCAGGACUCGGAAUAUUGGCACAAUAACAGUUAUGUCCUUGCUGGUAUGGAUGAUAACCUCAGUAGGUUACUUUGCUCUGUCUCUCAACACUCCUAAUUUACAUGGAGAUGCCUACCUGAACUGUUUCUUCUCUGCCUUGAUUGAAGUUCCAGCUUACAUUACAGCCUGGCUGCUACUUCGAACCCUACCCAGGCGUUAUGUCAUAGCUGGAGUACUGUUCUUGGGAGGAGGUGUGCUUCUUUUAAUUCAAUUAGUACCUGCAGAUUACAACUUCUUGUCCAUUGGUCUGGCCAUGUUAGGAAAAUUCGGGAUCACCUCUGCCUUCUCCAUGCUGUACGUCUUCACUGCAGAGCUUUAUCCAACCCUGGUCAGGAACAUGGCUGUGGGGGUCACAUCCAUGGCCUCCAGAGUGGGCAGCAUCAUUGCUCCCUACUUUGUUUACCUUGGUGCUUACAACAGAGUUCUGCCCUACAUCCUCAUGGGCAGCCUGACCGUCCUGAUUGGAAUCAUCACUCUUCUCCUCCCUGAAAGUUUUGGAAUGACUCUACCAGAGACCUUAGAGCAGAUGCAGAAAGUGAAAGGGUUCAGAUAUAGGAAAAAAACAAAAGAUUCAAUGGAGAAAGAAGAAAAUCCCAAAGUUCUAAUAACUUCAUUCUGAUAAAAUUCCCACCCUAUUUGGUGAACUGAAAAACAGAUCCUAAGACUAUGAAGACACUAAAGCCUUUCCUGAUGAAAUGGACUGACUAUGAAGAUUAACACUGAAAUGGACCUUGCUAUCAAGAAAUGCUUGUCAUAUGGCAAACUCUGGACCACGCUUACAGAUGAGCUCCUUAUUUUAAAAAACAAACCAUUUCCAGAAAGUCCUCCGUACUAAUUAAUUCGAUGAAAUGGGUUUGUAGGAUUUUUACAAAACGUGUUGGUCAAGGACUGGUAAAUCCAUAUAAAGAUUAACACGCAUUUCCACAUAUAUAUAGUAUCCAAUUUUUUUAAAAAGUCAUUGAAUUAACACAACUAUCAGGGUUGUGUGUGUGUGAGUGAGUAAACCAGCACGUUCAAAAUUACAGUAGUUUUUGAAGUGAACUCAUACACUGCUAUAGCCAAAUGAUUAUAAGGAGUAUUCCUGUCCAGGAAAUUUUAUAUACUCCUUUGAGAGGAAUUGAUGGCAGAUAUUAAUAGCAUUUUACAAGUGAAAUGCAGCAAGAGAUCAAGUAGCCUGGCUCAGAUGGCCUGUCAGCCUUUAAGAAGGGAACCAAGGCAGUUCCUAGCUACAAUUUCAGCAGCUAUGGCUCACAGCCUACUGAAUGGUCCACAUUUGUUUUGCUCUCUGUGAACACUUGACUAAACUUUCUGUUCACUAAGACUGGCUUAAGAGACCUUUUUUUUGGUAAAUAGAGAAUCAGGAAAACUGCAAACUAGUUAGAUUGGUAGAGGUGGUUUGUGUGCCCCAUAGCCAAGAGGGGUCAGCACCCAGGAAGAAGGCUGUCCAAGCCAAGAAUCUGGAGAGCCUUUUAAAACAGUUCUUUCCCUUAAUACAACCCUUCCUAAAUCUGGUAUGCAGUUGUAUCCUCUUCAACCAGGGGUGCAUCUGGUUCCAGGAAUGAGCAAGGUAAAAGGUAAAAGCCACUAAUGGGAUAAUGUAUUAGCAUAAACUCAGAAGAUGAGUGUCAGCUCUGUGUCUCACCACAUUUUAGGCAUGCUGACAUGAUAACAUAGCAAGAAGUUUGUCUUGGAGACCUGGGCAGCAUGCUUUCACCAAGGGCGGCUCCUCUUGGAGCAGCAUGUGACAAGCUACUGACCCUUUAACAUAUCAGUGCAAUGGUGCACCUGUAGAAUAGGCAGCCACUAGUUUUUAAUAUGCUGCUUGGUGGCAUCAUCUCCUAAAAUUAAUUAUCCCCAAAUGUAAAUAUUCACUAUCUAAAUAUUUUUCAAAGGAACCUUUGAUGUAACAUCUUGGUAAACAAUCCUUAUUUCUUUAAGAUCUUUAUCUGGAACUUUUCUGAUUAACUCAGAAUUUUUCUUUAUAUUGCCAUAUUUCUAACACAUAUUUUAUAUCCUACUGACACAUUGAUCCCACCUUUAGACUGUUACUUUAAAAUCCAGUAGAAUAUCUUAGAAUAGUUUAUGCUUUGUCAUUGGGGACUCAGGUGCACAGCUUCAUCCACCCAGCUCCUUUAUCUUCCCCAUUGACGCAGCCUGUCUAGAUCACCUUUCCACCUACCCUGCCAGACAGUAGCUGCCUGUCCUGCAAAGAGCAGGCCCUGCUGCCUUUCAGGAAGUGCUCCUUGAACUUCCUUCCCACCAGCAGCGACUGUUCACUCCGCUGUCCUCUUCUGGUACUUGUUACCUUCACUCAGUUGGGCUCUUGUCUAGUUGUCCCCCCUGACACACAACAUGUCUGUAAGCCUCCGGGAGGCCAGGGACCUCACUUUGCUUAUCUUUUUUAUCCCUUGCAGUGCUGCUUACUGUAGUGCUUUCUUGCAUGUAACAGGCAUUUGAGGAUAUUCAUUUUAAUUAACAUAGUUUGUAACACUAGCGUGGUGAAACUGUUAUGUUUGAAACAUAGACACUUGAAUUUUUAAACACCGAAGUAUAAAAUGCUCUUAAAGUUUUUUCUAAAUAUAAAAAGUAAGGAUGUGGACUUCCCUGGUAGUGCAGUGGUUAAGAAUCCACCUGCCAAUGCAGGGGACAUGGGUUCCAUCCCUGGUUCAGGAAGAUCUCACAUGCCGCAGAGCAACUAAGCCCAUGUACCACAACUACUGAGCCUGCACUCUAGAGCCUGCGAGCUACAACUACAGAGCCCACGUGCCACAACUACUGAAGGCUGUGCACCUAGAGCCCGUGCUCCACAACAAGAGAAGCCACUGCAAUGAGAAGCCUGCGCACCAAAACAAAGAGUAGCCCCCCGCUCACCGCAAAGAAAGCCUGCGCACAGCAAUGAAGACCCAACGCAGUCAAAAUUUUAAAAAAUUAAACUAAAUUUUAAAAAAAAGUAAGGAUGUGAUAAUUGGCUUUUACUGCUGUUUGUAUGGGUGUUUUAUAUUUUAUAAUAGUAAGAGAUGACUUUUUAAAAUCUGUUUAUAAAAAGGCAACAAGUAUACAAAUGAAUUACCUCUUUGGUAGGUCAAAGACCAAGUAGAUCAAUGCAUGCCAAAAUACUAUGCGAUUAAAUUCAAGAUAUAUUCCUGAUUUUUAAAAACUACUUUUAAAAUUAGGUCUACAAGGCAACUACCUGAACUUGCUUAUGAAUAUCAGUCUCAGACUGACAGCCAAUAUUACACUGCAUGUUAGAGUGUAACAUGAAACACUGGAAGCAUCCCAUUAACAGUAGUUUUAUGGAUCCAUGUUUUAACAUCUUUUCAACAUUUUUGGGUAAGUUUUAGUAACUAUAAUCAUAAUAUAAAAUAUAGAUAAGAAGUAAAACUAUUAGAAAAUAGACAAAAUUAUCAAUAUUACAAGGAACAUAUAAUGAUAUUCUAUUUUUUAAAUCCAAGAGAAUUAAUUAAAUCUAAUACCUAAGAGUUUCAAUUUAAGUGGAGUCAUAUAAGAAGUGUCCCUAAAUCAGCAACUUUUUAUGUACUAAAAAUAACCAGCUAGAAAAUAUACUGGAAAAAACCAGGUUCCGUUCCUAAUAGUCAUAAGAACAUAACAUACCUAGAAGUAAUCUCUAAACAGAUGUAUAAAACCUAAGUGAAAAAAUUGUUCCAUUUAAUUAAGAGUUGAGUGGAGACAUGCUGUUUUUUUUUUUGUUGUUGUUGUUUUUAUUUAUUAGUUUUUUAUUUUUGGCUGCGUUGGGUCUUCAUUGCUGCGCACCGGCUUUCUCUAGUUAGAGACAUGCCAUUCUUGAAUGUGUAGAAUGAAUUCUGUGAACCUGCAUUCUUACGAAAUUAAUUCACUAUUUUAGUAUAAUUAAAAUUAAUAUUUCAAUGACAUAUUUUAGGAACUUAAAAAAUAAUUCUAAAGGUCAUCUGAAAGAACAAAUAGGCAAGACCGUCUAAGAAAUUUUUGGAAAAGAAAAGUUGUAAGGUAAAAUAUUCCCUCAGAUUUAGAAAUACAAAGAUAAACAGGAAAGCCAGAAACAGACCCAAAUGUUUAUAAAAUUGUAACAUAUGAUAAAGUGUAUUACAAAUUAUCAAGAAAAGGAUAAAUUUUUCAAAACUAGUGCUGGGACAAUUGAUAAGCUAGGGAAAAAUAGCAUCUCACCAUAAAAAACAUACCAAGGGCUUCCCUGGUGGCGCAGUGGUUGAGAAUCUGCCUGCCAAUGCAGGGGACACGGCUUCGAGCCCUGGUCUGGGAAGAUCCCACAUGCCGCGGAGCAACUAGGCCCGUGAGCCACAACUACUGAGCCUGGGUCUCUGGAGCCUGUGCUCCGCAACAAGAGAGGCCGCAACAGUGAGAGGCCCGCGCACCGCGAUAAGGAGUGGCCCCCGCUCGCCGCAACUAGAGAAAGCCCUCGCACAGAAAUGAAGACCCAACACAGCCAAAAAAAUAAAUAAAUAAAAAUAAAUUUAAAAAAAACAAAAACACAUACCAAAUUCUAAAUGGAUUAAAGAUUCAAAAGUAAUAAAUAAAUAGAUAAAUAAGCUGAAAGAAAAUACAGGUGAUUGUUUAAUCUAAGGAUGGAUAGGGAAUUAAAGAUAAGGUAAAAUAGCUUUUGCUAUAAACUUUAAAAAAUUUCUGUACACCAAAAAUCUUAAAAUUAACACAAAUUGGAAAAAUAUUAACAAAAAUAUAUUGGACACAGCAUCCUUUCUGUUUAUGCAUCAAUUUAAAAGUACCAGCUAAUACUCCAGUUAAAGCAAAUAGUAAGACGGUUAAGUGCAUCUUUGGAGACCAUUGUUCCUGGGCCUAAUUCUGGGUCUGUCAUUUAUCAGCUGUGUAGCCUUGAGCAAGUUAUACAGGCAUACCUUGUUUUAUUGUGCUUUGCUUUAUUUGUGCUUCACUGAUACUGCAUUUUUUACAAAUUGAGGUUUGUGGCAACCUUGCAUUUUUGGAUGAUGUUUAGCAUUUUUUAG